Molecule: messenger RNA, 1994 nt
Organism: Carcharodon carcharias (great white shark)
Lineage: Eukaryota; Metazoa; Chordata; Chondrichthyes; Lamniformes; Lamnidae
Gene: c8h9orf78
Product: chromosome 8 C9orf78 homolog
Exons: 10
Coding region: 284-1156 (290 amino acids)
Biological process (GO): mRNA splicing, via spliceosome
Cellular component (GO): spliceosomal complex
Source: RefSeq, a predicted model, not a curated record
ACUUUGUUCAGAAAGAAAUUGGAUUUGAAGGGAAGGUGCGAUCUGGAAUGCCGGCGGGGAAAAGUUACCGGAGGAGGAGAGAGGAGGAAUCGGAUGAGGAGGAAGAGCAGAGGGUGGUGGAGGUCAGAUUGGCGGUCAAGAUUUCACAGCAGUAAUUCAUUGUGGACUUCCCUGGAAUGGCUGACACUUAUUGCUCAUCCACAGUUGCCAAUUUGAUAUGACUGAGUGGCUCACCAGACUAUUUCAGGGAGGCAGUUAACCGUAUUGGUGUGGGAUUGGAGUUAUGGAGCUUCGACUAGGGGAUGACAGGAGAUUUCCUCCCCUAAAGAACAUUAGUGAAUUGAAUUCAAAUUUUCAAAACAUAUGGUCGAAACUAGAUGAACUGAAGGAAAUUCAGAGUCUAAGGAGAAGACAAAAUGGAGUGAGCGCUGCUGCCCUACUGGUUGGAGAGCAAGUACCAGAAGAAACGUCGACCGUGGAUGACCCUUUUAAAUUGAAGACUGGCGGUAUGAUUGACAUGAAGAUGAUAAAGGACAAAAAGCGAGAAAGGAUCGAAGAGGAAGACACGGACUUGAACCUGGGUACAUCAUUUUCCGUGGAGACAAACCGACGGGAUGAAGACGCCGACAUGAUGAAGUACAUUGAGACAGAGCUGAAGAGGAGGAAGGGAAUCCUGGAGAAUGAGGAACAGAAGGCGAAGGUCAAAAACCCAGAGGACCAACUCUAUGAGCUGCCCGAUAAUAUCAACGUCUCGUCUGCCAAACGUACAGAGGAAAUGUUAUCCAAUCAGAUGCUCAGUGGCAUUCCUGAGGUGGAUCUGGGAAUUGAUGCAAAAAUAAAGAAUAUUAUCAGCACAGAAGAGGCAAAAGCCCAGCUCCUGGCAGAACAGCGCAACAAAAAGAAGGAUAACGGUACCUCUUUCGUACCCACCAACAUCGCGGUCAAUUACGUUCAACACAACCGGUUUUACCGGGAGGAAUUGCACGCACCUGCAAAACGCAAUAAAGAGGAAGCCAAACCACGGCCCCUGAGAGUGGGCGAUACCGAUAAACCAGAACCUGAACAAUCACCUCCAAAUCGCAAACGUCCUUCCAAUGAAAAGGCUACAGAUGAUUACCAUUAUGAAAAGUUCAAGAAGAUGAGCAGAAGGUACUGACAGGCAGCUCGAUAUUUUGUUUUUGCUAUGAGAAUACCAGCAUCCUAAACUCCUUGUGUAAAAACAAGACUGGUAAGUUUAAAACUGUUUUUGGGGUGGGAAGCAAGGAAAUGUACAGUGGUUGGACCUUCAGGACUGAACCGACACCAUUCGAUCUAAUGUUAAGCCAGAAUAGGAUCAGAAGGUUGGUCUGAUAUUAUACCACACAGUAAACCCCAAACAAAAGUUCACUGCUACCAUGACUCUGUAUCGAAGCUGAAUGGCAGAUCGCAGGCUGCCACAGAAAACAUACCUGUUAAUUAAAGCAAAAAAUAGGUUUUGAUGUAAGAGGAAACAGUGUAAGUGAGGUGUGUGAUUAUCUUAGCUGUCCUACUCUGGUUCAUGUGUUUUGGUGGUUUGUAUGAAUUUCCACUUCUGAAUCCUGUAAAAAGCUGAAUUGGAGGAAUAUACAGUGGUACAUGAUAAUAUUUAAGGACCACUGUCACCUCUACAGAACUGAGGUAGCUCUACUGCUCCAAUUUAUAAUUCUGAUGGUAUUUUAAAAACUGGAUUGCAUCACAUACACGACUGUGUUAUGAUGCACAGCGAUAUACUGCUGCAGCGACACUGCUGUUCUAGAAGCAAGUAAUCUCAUCUUCUGAAAUUGGGUUUGAAUCUUUUAAUUUGCUCAUCUACAAAACUGCUCAAAAAGACACACAACCUCUCAACUUACUAUGAUUUCAUUUUGUAAAUUAAUUUCAGGACAGAUAGGUGUUACACAUUGAUUCUUUUGGUUUAUGUGUAAAUGUCUUUGUGCUGUAAAUGUAUCUAAAAUAAAUUUCUUAUCCUUGUUUAAUGA